AUGAACAUGGUGGGCCGCAUAGGGUCCGGCGCCGCGUCCGCCUCGGAGGCGAUUUUUGGUCGCACGCCCUCUGCCUCCUCCUUGUCCAACCAGGCCGGGGGGCCUCCCUCCGGCUCGAGCGCCGCGGCGGCUGCGGGCGGCGUGGCGGCACCGCUCGACCGCCGCAGCCCGAGCCCAGGGCCACCAGGCAGCGCGGGCGCGGGGGCGCGGCUGUCGCUGGCGUGGGUGCAGGAGCAGUUUGCGCGGGGCGUCGCGGUCACCGGCAGCGCACGAGGCGGCACCCAGCCCGCAGCGGGCGCCCGAGCCGCGUUACCGUCGCCGUUGCCCCCGCCCGCGCAGCAGCAGCAGCAGCAGCAGCAGCAGCAGCCGGCGUCGCCCUUUGGCUCGGAGGCGUGGCCACUGGGGCUCCCCGAGCGGCUGCUGCUCAAGCGCUCCCUGCGCUUGCAGGCCGAGCCCCUCUCAGCCGUCGCCCUAACCGCCAGCCCGGGCAGCCUCGGCGCGCACGCCGGCGGCGGCGCGCCCGCGGACGGCCCCGGCGCCGCCGGCGGCCUGGCGUGCUGCGUAGGGCACGGGGGGCUGCUGCGCGUGCUGGGGGCGCCCGCGCUGGGGACACUGCGAUCUGCAAAGCUGCAGGAGGAUCUCCUGUCCCUCUGCCUUCUGCCUGCGGCGGCUGCCGAGAAGCCGCACCUGGCGUCCGCAGCCGGACCUGUCGGGGCGCCCCUGCUGACUCAGCACCAUGUGCAUGACGUCAUCAUGCUCGCCGGCUCGUCCAACCGCCGGGUGCUCGCCUUCUCUCCGCCGGCCGGGCGGCUGCUGGGAAGCUGGGCGGCGCACGAGGACGCGGUCUCGUGCGUGGCGCGGCUCGGCCGCGGCGGCGGCGGCGGCGACACGGCCAGCGGCGCAGGUGUGCGGCUGGUGACCGCGUCUUGGGACUGCAGCGUCAAGGUGUGGGAUGUAGCUGAGGGGCGUCAGCCGUGGGACAGCAGCCUGCCCCUAGCCGCCGCGGAGCUGCGGGAUUUCGAGUCUGGGGUGUGGGCGGUCGCGGGCAGCGGCAGCGGGCAGCUGGUGGUCGCGGGUACGGAGGAGGGUGCGGUGUCGGCCUGGGACCUGCGGAGCCGGCGGCAGGCGUGGAGCACCAAGGUCUGUGGGGACUACGUAGGCGGCCUCUGCCUGCUGCCCGGCGGCGCCUAUGUGGCCGCGGUCUCUGCCGACGGCGCCGUCCGCCUGCUGGAGUGGCGCCGCGGCGGCGACGUCGCGGUCACCGCGCGCUGCGCCGCGCCGCUGCGCUGUUGCGCGUGCGACGGGCGCCUCCUGGUCGCGGGCGGCGAGGCGGGGCAGCUGCACAUGUGGGACGUUGCGGCGAUGACGGGGCAGACGCGGGCGGCGGGCGCGGCGGCGUUUGCGACGCCAGGGCCGGACGGGUUCUACCCGCCGCUUGCAUGCGAGUCAAAGGCGGCGGUCAACAGCAUUGCCGUCUGCGCGGCCGGCGGUGCCGCAGGCGCCGCGUGCCUGGUGGCAGCCGCGCAGGAGGACGGGACGCUCGCGCUUUUUGCGGCGUGA
Molecule: messenger RNA, 1560 nt
Organism: Monoraphidium neglectum
Lineage: Eukaryota; Viridiplantae; Chlorophyta; Chlorophyceae; Sphaeropleales; Selenastraceae
Exons: 2
Coding region: 1-1560 (519 amino acids)
Cellular component (GO): preribosome, large subunit precursor
Molecular function (GO): protein binding
Source: RefSeq, a predicted model, not a curated record